UGCUGACUGCUCGAAGGCAUCCAUGCUCACCACCUCUCUCCGAAGCGAUCACUCGGUAUUUGUUGUAACACGUCGAGCCAGUGGAAAGCGGAUCAGGGCGACGCCUUUUCUGAUUCUCCCACAACACGCUCUUCUCUUGCCUCAGUCAGCUCAGCCUGAGAUUGACGAUUGCGAGCUCCUCCAUUGGACAAAGUAAGGCCAUCGAGCAAGCCCCUCCAUCUCAACGCCUCCGAGGGAAUGCCUAUAGAUCUCGGGCGCCUAGCAUCGCAUCUACUCCAGCGCUCGCUCGCUGUUGAUCGCUUGCCUUCGAUCACUAAUCGUGUGACAGCGCGCCAUUCAUCGGCUUUCCAGUCGAUCAUGGCUCCUUCUGUGGGAAACCUUUCGCCAUCUCGCACGCUCAGUGGUAGCGACCAUCCUGCAAAGCGGCAAAAGCUAGGUCUUAGCACUGGCAGCGUCGCGAUCACAACCUCAAAUAUGGGUGCAGUGACUGAAAAGGACCUGGCAGCUCUUGAUGACGACGACCUUGCUAAUUCUUCUUCUACGGAUGGCAAGAAGAAGAAGGACGAAGAGAGGGCAGCAAGAAGCGCCGCUCUAGAGAUUCCGGGUGUGGUGCCGGAGUCGGAAUGGGCAGAUUUGCCAAGCGUGCUGAAUGCGCGACCCAAGCCGCCCAGGGUAGAUUUCAGGACUGGUCUCUUUCUUGCGCCCAUGGUAAGGUCUGGACACUUGCCCACGCGAUUGCUAUCCCUGCAGUACGGCGCUGAUUUGGUUUGGGGACCAGAAAUCGUCGAUCGAGCCAUCAUGGGCUGUGAAAGGGUUGUCAAUGAAACGACUGGCAUCGUAGCCUUCAUCAAGGACGACAAGGAGGUUUUCACCACGCAUCCCAUCGAGAAAGCACGCGUCAUCUUUCAGCUUGGCAGUGCCAAUCCGCAGUGGGCUUACGCAGCGAUCAAGCGUCUAACGGCGCAUAAUGACGUGGCAGGCGUGGACCUCAAUUGCGGGUGUCCAAAGCCAUUCUCUACGAUUGGAGGCAUGGGCGCACAUCUCCUGUCCACACCCGAUCUGCUCUGCGAUGUGCUUCGAGCUAUGCGCAGAGCUGCUCCGCCACACGUCACUGUGAGCUGCAAAAUCAGGCUACUGCCAACCAAGGAGGCGACGCAAGCGCUGGUCAGGCAGAUCAUCAGGACAGGCUGCAUCGAGAAUCUGACCGUACACUGCCGCACCAAGGAGAUGCGACCCAGAGAAGCGGCUCUCCCGAACAGGUUGCAAGAGGUUGCUGAGGUCGUAGCUGAAGAGACGGGAGGCGCGCUGCCUCUUUGCUGUAAUGGAGAUGCUUGGGAUGCCAAGGAAGCUCAAAGCUUGAUGCAACUCACGGGAGUCAAGAGCAUCAUGAUUGCCCGGGGAGCAGAAGCCAAUCCUUCUUGCUUUCACCCUGACGGGGUAAGAAGUAUUACGUCCGAGGUCGCACCACAGAUGGUCCGGUAUGCUGCAGCGGUGGAGAACGCGUUCCCGAACACCAAAUUCUGCCUGUCGCAAUUGGCGUACAAGUCGACCUCUUCUUUCAAUCCCAAAGCCAAGCCCCUCAAGAACAGUCCCAACAAAAGAGAGAUGAUCAACUUUAGGGAGGCACUGGCCAAGUCCAAGAGCGAUGAGGACCUGGCUCUGGUGUUUGGUGUGGACUUGCACCAAGUCAAGAAUACAUCUAUGGAUGACAUUCUCAGGCCUGUCAAAGAAGCGCUGGAGAAGAAGCAGAUCGCAAGACCUGCAGAGGAGCCAGCAAGCACCAUGAAGAGGGACGCGAUCGAUAUAGCGCAUGUCCAAGCGGCGAGCGCGAAAGAAUCCAUCAGGCACACGGAGAACGACACGGAACGCAGCGCCGAGGCUUUGGGUGCUGAAGGAAGCCAUCGGACGCUUGAGCACUCUGCUGCUGCCUGAUGGACAGAAGCCCUUUUGAGCUAAGACGGUCCACACAAAUGUUCAACUUUUGAUUUCGAGUUGUAUCUUCAGAGCCACCACGCCUCCGCGCCAACUACAUCAUUGACAAGUCGGGCAACAGGAGGCUCACAAAUGUGAAUGUAGAAACAUGGCUUCCACUUGCAAGUUGCGAGAAUGAAGGCGCUCCUCUUGGCCAAUUGACUUCGGCAAGAGCCAAGUGCACGAGGGAGACAGCGGCCAGCUCAUGUUCACG
Messenger RNA from Ceraceosorus guamensis, 2185 nucleotides. RefSeq names its product FMN-linked oxidoreductase. Gene Ontology annotation, cellular component: cytoplasm. Lineage: Eukaryota; Fungi; Basidiomycota; Exobasidiomycetes; Ceraceosorales; Ceraceosoraceae. Bases 475 to 1932 code for a protein of 485 amino acids. Gene Ontology annotation, molecular function: flavin adenine dinucleotide binding; tRNA dihydrouridine synthase activity. Gene Ontology annotation, biological process: tRNA dihydrouridine synthesis. The record is from RefSeq and is a predicted model, not a curated record. The transcript is spliced from 2 exons.